ACAGAAGUCCCUCCGCGCCCCCGGCCCCCAGCGGGAUGAGUCUCACAAGCGCACAGUCUUCCAGUGCGUCGCUAAGCCAAACAGAGGCGACCUUCGACUUCAGCACAAUGAACCCCAAUAGAGCUCCGCCCCCGCGACCAGCCUCGCCGCCAAAGUGCAGUCCGUAUAAUUCGCAAAGCAGUCUGGCCACGUACAAGACAGCACCACACAUCGCAGGUGAGUACUCCAUCCAAGGUCUGACUAGCACUAGCACCCUACAUCAGUUGUGGGAUGCAUUCAGGUACCUAUUUCUCGCACGCCGAAUGAUCUUGGUUCACGAUAUACCUGUUACGAGGGCCAUCACUGACCUGUGGUCAGGGCAGGCAACCGUGCUCACGAAACAGCUGUGCGAGCUUUCAAGCACGGGCACCAGAAAUCCCAAACCCUAA
Messenger RNA from Sphaeroforma arctica JP610, 428 nucleotides. RefSeq lists its product as hypothetical. The transcript is spliced from 4 exons. The record is from RefSeq and is a predicted model, not a curated record. The annotation marks the transcript as partial. Lineage: Eukaryota; Ichthyosporea; Ichthyophonida.